GUGGUGCUGCUGCAAUCACGUGGUUGAACACGACAAUUCUGCGCACUCCAUGUGACUGCAUGAAAAGAACCGCCAAAUAGUAUUCGGAAAAUCAAUGAAAUUAAAGUGAAAUUGUUUCAAAAAACUUUAUAAUGACUAAAAUUUGUUGCAUAUGUGAUAAAACAGAUUGUUCGUACAAGUGUCCCAUAUGCAAAGUACCAUAUUGUUCUGUAAUUUGCUAUAAGGAGCAUAAAGAAAGUAAUUGCCAGCCAGAGGAAUCUCAGCAAGGUGAAGUUAAAGAAGAUAAACCAGAACGUAUCAAGUAUGAAUUUCCUACAGAGGAUACAGUUCCCAUUGAAAAACUAGAACAAUUGCGUUAUAAUGAGGAUUUGAGAAAUUGUUUAAAGAAUCCUCAUGUAAGAAAUAUCAUGCGUGCAAUUUUGACUGAUAAAAAUCCAACAAAGGUUAUUGCUUUGGCUAUGACUGAACCAAUAUUUUUGGAAAUGGCAAAUGAGUGCUUAAAAGUUGUAGAACCAGCAGUUGAUGAUCAACCAUGUUGAUACGCAUAGAUCUGUACAAAGUUGGACCAAAACUGGACCAUCAUUAUAUACUGUGAUACUAUUGAAAUUGGUACAUUACAAAGAAAGGAACGUAAGAGCAACAGCUUCGUGGAGCUUCAUGUAUUGUGAAGAUGUAAAAUAAUAAAAUAAAAGUAACCUGAACUGA
This is a messenger RNA of Osmia bicornis bicornis, 705 nucleotides long. Its product is annotated as zinc finger HIT domain-containing protein 3. NCBI's taxonomy places the organism in Eukaryota, Metazoa, Arthropoda, Insecta, Hymenoptera, Megachilidae. Gene Ontology annotation, molecular function: protein binding. The record is from RefSeq and is a predicted model, not a curated record. Bases 132 to 539 code for a protein of 135 amino acids. The transcript has 3 exons.